GUAGCCAAGAUGGCGGGCGUGGAGGCGCGGCUGCCGGUGUCCCGCGCGCGCCUGGCGCCGAGCGUGGCCCGUGGGGCGGGCGAGGGCGGCAGGGACCUGGUGGCCCCGGGGGACACCAUCACCACAGACCCCGGAUACAUGCGGGGCCAUGGUACCUACAUGGGCAACGAGAAGCUCGUGGCCUCCGUGGCUGGUGUGGUGGACAGGGUGAACAAACUCGUCUGUGUGAAAGCUUUGAAGACAAGGUAUAACGGUGAAGUUGGCGAUAUUGUGGUUGGGCGAAUCACGGAGGUGCAGCAGAAACGAUGGAAAGUUGAAACGAAUUCCAGGCUAGAUUCAGUCUUGCUUCUUUCCUCUAUGAAUCUUCCUGGGGGGGAGCUGAGGCGAAGGUCGGCAGAGGAUGAGCUCGCCAUGAGAGACUACCUGCAAGAGGGAGACCUCAUCAGCGCAGAGGUCCAGGCAGUUUUCUCAGAUGGGGCGGUAUCGCUGCAUACCCGGAGUCUGAAAUAUGGGAAGCUCGGCCAGGGAGUGCUGGUCCAGGUCUCCCCAUCCAUUGUGAAGCGGCAGAAGACUCACUUCCACGACUUGCCGUGCGGGGCCUCCAUCAUCCUUGGCAACAAUGGGUUCAUCUGGAUCUACCCAACUCCUGAACAGAAGGACGAAGAGGCCGGAGGCUUCAUCACCAAUCUGGAGCCAGUGCCCUUGCCUGACCGGGAAGUGAUCUCCCGCCUCCGCAACUGCAUCGUGGCUCUGGUUGCGCAGAAGCUGAUGCUCUACGACACCAGCAUCCUGUACUGCUACGAGGCAUCCUUGUCUCAUCAGAUCAAGGACCUUCUGAAGCCAGAGGUGAUGGAGGAGAUAGUGCUUCAGACUCGGCAAAGGCUUCUGGAACUAGAGGGAUGAUUACAGAGGGGGAGGCGGGGAGUG
Messenger RNA from Euleptes europaea (tarantolino), 927 nucleotides. It is a transcript of the gene EXOSC2, whose product is annotated as exosome component 2. The record is from RefSeq and is a predicted model, not a curated record. The coding region runs from base 10 to 903 and encodes 297 amino acids. Gene Ontology annotation, molecular function: RNA binding. Gene Ontology annotation, biological process: U4 snRNA 3'-end processing; nuclear polyadenylation-dependent rRNA catabolic process; TRAMP-dependent tRNA surveillance pathway. Lineage: Eukaryota; Metazoa; Chordata; Lepidosauria; Squamata; Sphaerodactylidae. The transcript has 9 exons. Gene Ontology annotation, cellular component: cytoplasmic exosome (RNase complex); nuclear exosome (RNase complex).